Schistocerca serialis cubense is the source of this 4959-nucleotide messenger RNA. It is a transcript of the gene Ptpmeg, whose product is annotated as tyrosine-protein phosphatase non-receptor type 4. The transcript has 19 exons. Gene Ontology annotation, molecular function: protein binding; protein tyrosine phosphatase activity. The coding region runs from base 574 to 3246 and encodes 890 amino acids. Gene Ontology annotation, cellular component: cytoskeleton. The record is from RefSeq and is a predicted model, not a curated record. NCBI's taxonomy places the organism in Eukaryota, Metazoa, Arthropoda, Insecta, Orthoptera, Acrididae. Gene Ontology annotation, biological process: protein dephosphorylation.
GGAGGCAGCGUUGGUAGAAUGUGAUUUUGUAUGCUGUGAUACGAAGUAAAUAACAAGGUAUUGUGUUGAAGUUUGCGUGCAGGUGUGAUCGUGAGCAGGUGAUACGAAAGAAAAUGUGCGUGUACUUUCAUCGACUUUUCAUCCAUUUACAGGCGAGUGACAAAUGCCACAGGACAGCUGUGAUAAAAAUAUCUACUCUUCCUUCAUCCAGUUGUGCAUUCAUAUUUUAAAAUGAGUAAAUCGCUCAUUGACAUAUGCAAACAUUAAAAUGCGCUUUAGAAGUUGUAUUUAUUAUUUGAAAAUUGGGAGAUUGAAGUGUGGCGUCAUAGAUAAGUCUCUGGAAGAGAAAAGUAUUAAUCGUUACCCUCCCAUGAACAAUGUGAACUGAAACGUUUCUGGCGGCGGCGAGCCUUAAGAAACACAUAAUGUUGAGUGGACUUGAGCGUUUGAUGCUUGCAAGACUUUGAAGAUACAAGGCAAGUAGCGUAUAAGGUUUUUGGGAAUUGCUGCAGCUGCUUCAGAGUUAUAAUGAGUGAUGCUGAACAACUUUGGGAGGCUGGCUGAUUUGGUACAAUGAUUGAAAGUGUUUCACGGCGUGCAUUUAGUGGAUCAAGUGGCACAUACAAUGUGCGAGCUUCGGAGCUGGCUCGUGAUAGGCGCCUCAAGACCCUUAGUGCUACAGUGGUAUUUCUGGAUGAUACUCAACAUUGUUUCCAAAUUGAGAAGCGAUCGAAAGGUCAUGUUCUCCUUGAUCUGGUUUUUCAACAUCUAGAGCUUAUUGAGAAGGAUUAUUUUGGUCUCCAGUAUUCUGAAAAUGGAGCAGCACCAACACCCAGCAACUCUGAUCUUGUGCGUUGGCUUGAUCCUUCAAAGCCAGUGAAGAAGCAAAUAAGAAACAAUGGAAACUUCUACUUUCGUGUUAAGUUCUACGUAUCAGAUCCUAGCAAGUUACAGGAGGAGUACACACGUUACCAUUUCUUUCUUCAAGUUCGCCAGGACAUUCUUCAGGGACGGUUACAGCUACCACCAAGCACUGCAUGUCUUCUCGCCAGUUACAUUGUUCAGUCUGAGCUGGGCGACUAUCAACCUGAUGAACACCUUCCUGGAUAUCUUUCUGGGCUACAGUUGAUACCUGGUCAAACAGAAGAGAUGGAAAAGAAGAUCACAGAGCUACAUAAAUUACACAAGCGCCAGUCACCAGCCGAUGCUGAAUUCAACUUCCUUGAACAUGCAAAGAGGUUGGAUAUGUAUGGUGUGGACUUGCAUCGUGCUAGAGAUUCAACAAAUAAAGAUAUACAGCUUGGAGUUACAUCUUUAGGACUUGUAGUAUUCCACAAUGGAUUAAGAAUUAACAUUUUUUCAUGGUCCAAGAUAGUUAAGAUAUCUUUCAAACGGAAGCAAUUCUUCAUCCAACUUCGAAGGGAGCCAUCUGAGGAUUAUGAUACCCUGUUAGGUUUCAAUAUGACAACGUACCGAUCAUCAAAAAAUUUAUGGAAAUCGUGUGUUGAGUAUCACACAUUCUUUAGGCUGCAUUCACCACAGACUCGAACCAGAAGGUUUCACCUCUCUCUUGGCUCUAAAUUCGCAUAUUCUGGCCGCACAGAAUUCCAGACAAUAGAAGAAGGAAGACACAGAGCCAGGCUUGAAAGACAUUUUAUCAGGUCUUCUCCCAGCAAGCGGCUUAUUCGCCAAACAGUCCCUGCGCCAGUAAUUGCUGAAGAGAAAUCAAAACUUAUUCCUUCUACACGACCUUCUCGUUCAUACGAUAACAAAGUAACCUCUUUGGGUGCUAGAGAACCACGCAGGGCGUGGGGUGAAGCCUCCCACCCUUCAGAUGAUGAGGGUGGAUUUAUUGAUCGCACUGAAGAAAGACCUCACUUCUCACCUCUCUCAGCAAGCCGUACAUUGAGUUAUGUAGAUGAUGAGCCUGAAACCGAUCGAAGUGUGAGCACUGGAGUGUAUGAAAUACCUGGAUAUGUAGAUACACAAUCACAGAUUUCUGAAGAAGGUCUGGUUGUUAUAAGAAUUACACCUGAUGAACAAGGAAGAUUUGGGUUCAAUGUUAAAGGAGGUGCCAAUUUAAAUAUGCCAAUUGUUGUAUCCAGAGUGGUUCCUAAUACACCAGCUGACAGAUGCUGUCCAAAACUGAAUGAGGGAGAUCAGGUACUCUUCAUUAAUGGCCAAAACAUCAGUGGUAUGUUACAUGAACAGGUAGUUAAUUUGAUCCGCGAAACAAGAGAUUCUGCUUCUGGAGAACUGAUACUGACUGUAAAACCUAGUGCGGUUUAUGAAGCUCAGGAUAUCGAGGAACCUCCAUAUCAGUAUGUUCCUGAUCGACCACAUACAAAUGGAAUAGACCAGGCUGAUGCAUUGGCUGAAUCCAUGCUGCUACUUGCCGAUGGACUUGCAAGUGGAGCUCUCAUAGCACAGUUUGAGCAGUUGUACAGGAAAAAGCCUGGUUUGACAACAAAUGAAUCCAGGAAACAAGAAAAUGUAAACAAAAAUAGAUACCGUGAUAUUUCACCAUAUGAUGCAACAAGGGUAAUUUUACAAGGUGGGACCACUGGUGAUUACAUAAAUGCCAACUAUGUUAAUAUGGAAAUUCCUGGAUCUGGUAUAAUUAAUAGAUAUAUUGCAACACAAGGUCCUUUGCCAGGAACAGUUGCUGAUUUUUGGCAGAUGGUUGUGGAAGCUCAGAGCACUCUAAUUGUGAUGGUAACUCCAGUUGUGGAACGGGGUCGCAUAAAGUGUCACAAAUACUGGCCUGCCCUAACACAAACUUUGGAAUUAUCUCAUCUACACAUCACAUGUACACGAGAGGAGACUGAACCUACAGGCAGCUUCAUAUUCAGAGAAUUUCGACUCACCAAUCUAGAGACUGAAGAGGAGCGGCACAUCAGCCACAUGCAGUACUUGGCAUGGCCAGACCAUGGUGUUCCUGAGGAUCCCACUCAGUUCCUGGAGUUCACAAUGCGUGUGCGCAAAGCUCGGACUGGAAUGGUUGAGCCCACCAUUGUCCAUUGUUCUGCUGGGAUAGGUCGUACUGGAGUUCUUAUUCUCAUGGAAACUGCAAUGUGCCUCAUUGAAGCUAAUGAACCAGUUUACCCUCUUGAUAUUGUACGAGCUAUGAGAGAUCAACGUGGGAUGAUGAUACAAACAGCGGCCCAGUAUAGAUUUGUUUGUGAGAGUGUUCAUCGAGCUUAUAGCGAAGGCCUUGUCAAACCUUUAGAAGAAUUUCAGAGGUGAGGUGCUUGGAGUAAGAUAAAUGUUGUACUUAUAUUCACUGUAGACAGAGUAAUCUGAAGUGGUGUGAGAUUGUACCAUUGAGAUAUACUAUUCGUAAUUUGAUACAAAAUAUUUAUACUUUGUGUUACGUAACAAUUUGCCACUACCUUUAGGGUAGCUGCCUCUAAAGUGUGUGCCACCCUAUUGCUUCUGGGUUGAUAUGUCUGUCAGUGAAAUAGUGUUAUAAUUCACAUGAGAAAAGAGGGCUAUCUUACUACCAGUUUUGAAUCUCUGAGAGAUUUAUAUGGCUUUAAGUUAGUUACCUGCAGUUAGUAUAGCCAGUAGCAGUUUGCUGCUAGCUUUAUUCUCAGCUGCAGAGAACGUGAAUGUCUUUGGCAGUCAGGCUGAAUGCGCCUGGGGAUCCGUCCUGGUAGUACAGGUGUGAGGAAACAAUUCCCAGCAGCAAUUGGGGAUAUAACCCCCCCCAGCCGUCCAGUUCAUAGUCAUUACCUGGAUAUUGGGCAAUGACUACCACUUACUUGUGAUAUAAACUGUGUGAUCUGGAAUGACCAUUAUUUGUUUUAUAUCGCUUUUGUGUUGCCGGCAUCAGACUUAAAUCUGAAGCUAUGUAGCAUUACUGCCAAGUGUCGAUUAUAUAGAGUACAUUAGUUUUGCAAUCUGUGUACAUUGUUAGCAGUGAAUGUGAAUUGGUCAGAGAAACAUCUGUCCAUUUUAAAUCUAUUAAUUGUGUGCAUUAAAUGUUGUAAAUUUGUGAAUUGUGUGUGUCAUAUGACUGUACUUUUAAAGUACGUCCUUGUCAUGGAUGCUGUAGAUUACUUUGGAUACCAGUGACAUUUUACCUGCCAGAAAAUAAUUGUAAAUGUAAAUUUUAUAACAUUGUGUAUUGUGUCCAAAAGGCGUUGAAAGAUAUUCGUGAGACAGUGUCAGAGUUAUAAUUCUGCAUUCUCACAUUUGGUGUUGCUUCUUUACUGCCGCCUAACAGAGGCCUUAGGAUCAUGUGAAAAAUAGUUUUUACUUGAUCUUAUAGGAUUUUGUAAUAAUUUUGUACAUUUUUAACAUGCAACUAACUCUUUAAAGAGUAACGAUGUGAUAAUAUGAAUUUAUGUUAUUUUGUAAAUUUUUAUUCACUUUUGUAAAAAAAAGUAAAUGUCACUGCAUGAUGCACAUGAGAAUAUGAAGUUGUCAGAAACCAAUAAAGAAGUUUUAAUUUCCCUUUUACUCAUAAUCUGCUAUACUGAAGCAAUGGUUUGAUGCAGAUAAAUAGAUGCAUUAUUGCCUCUAAAUAAUCUUGGCUUUAAUAUUACAUGUAACUUCAUUGCUCUGUAGCCAGCAGCAAAGUGUGAAGCAGUUCGGAAUGUUUUAUCUUUGUUAUAGAACUUCAAUUUCUCAUGUGUGCUCGUCCACCAGCGACACCAACAUAUCUCACAAUACCAGUACAGGAGUGCCUUGCACAUGUUGUCCAGACAAAGACAUUGUUGAAAUGUCUUAAACACAUAGUUUAUUCCAUAAUGAACUGUGUAGUUUGACAUUUUCUAGUAUUAUUAAUUGCACUUAGAGUGAUGUGUUCAUAGAACUACCAGUAUUAGUGUAACAUACAAAAUAAAGUAACAUGCAGCUGUGAACUUCUUGCAAUGUUAACAUGUUUUAUAAAGGUGUGAACGAUAUGGAGAUAAAAUGUAAUUUUUCAUAAAAUACAAUGUGAGUUGAAGUGUG